Molecule: messenger RNA, 1074 nt
Organism: Fomitopsis serialis
Lineage: Eukaryota; Fungi; Basidiomycota; Agaricomycetes; Polyporales; Fomitopsidaceae
Exons: 2
Coding region: 267-848 (193 amino acids)
Source: RefSeq, a predicted model, not a curated record
CGCAUCAACGCAGAGAGCUUCCUGCCAGUCGAUCGAGGGAAGGCUUCGCAUCCCCGGCCCUCUCGCCCACCCGCAGCGAGAAAGACCGCUCCCCUGCCGCGUCAGGCUUUUCAUCGCCUAAUCUAUCGGACGAGGACCUCUCCUCGUCCCUUGGGGCUGACAGGUUCGGCCGCCCUCUCCGGAGAAUACCUGGCAACUACACGUUCCCUGGAGCCCCGGACGCGCCGUCUGAGACCGACACAGCGGGAGAGCCUCCACGCGACGUGAUGUCGGACAAUGAGCUCCACAGCUUUGUGGACCGUUUCCGGUCUCUCGUAGAUCAAAUCACACGAGAGACCGAGGAUGGGAUUGCACUUACCCGGAACGACAGCACGGGGUACUACGCCUCCCCCUCGUCUCAUGAUAUAGAGAACCUUAGACCAAGCCAUCGCUCACCCUUCCCCUCUGAGGACGACGAUGACUACGUACCUGUGCUCGGGAAGACCAUCCACCGCAUGCCGACCAUAGAGUCGCUCGGCUCGCGCGAGGUGAUGAGCCUCGCGACGUCGAGUAUACACCGAGCGUCUCCAGGACCGUCGUACCACAUGUCUCGGCCGUCGACCCGCUCGAACAAUUUCAGCCUCAGCGAGGCAGGCAUCGAUACGCCCUCCAUCCGAAGCCGUGCUAACUCACUCGACGCGGCGCUCGCGCUUGUUUCGACACCAACGACGAUGGACCUUCCGGAGGACGUGUGGCCAGGCACCGUACAGCCCACAACUGGGUCCGGAGAGGUGUCGAGAUCCGGGUCGCAUGCAAGCAGUAGUGGCAAGAGCGAGCUUCGAGAUCCAUAUCCGCCCGAGGGCCAGUAACGAGUUGCCUUGAAGUAGGUCUAUUUCUCCCCGUGACGGACAUAUACGCAGCUGCUCGUCAUGUUCCGUUUGCUGUGGACUUCCGAGGUACCCACCAUGCUGUCGUUACGGUUGAGUAACUUACUUUUGGUCCUAUGGUGCCAUACCCACCGCAACCUACACGAGUUGGCGCAUUGUCACCCUGUACCUAUCGAUAAAUGAUCAGAGUCCAUUGAAGACAUGAAGC